AUGCAGACGGUUUCAUCGAGCGCGGAUGACGGUGGAGAGAUCGCCCGGAUUUUCCUAGCAUUUCUCAACACGUUCAGCUCAGGCGAACUUGACACGGACAACGCGAGAUAUGGAAAGUUGCCUUUUCGCGAUUACGUCGAGCAGCUGAGCGAAAUGUGCGAUCGCAACGGGACAACCUUAUAUGUCGAUUUCAAACAUCUUGUCAAGUUCGACAGCAACCUUGCACACGAUGCAAUACAACCUACCUUUUUCAAAUAUGAAAAAUAUCUUCGCCGAGCAGUUCGGGAAUUCGUUCUUGAGCACCGACCAGAGUCAGCACGGUGGGAUCGUCAGCGCGAAAAGGACUUCUGGAUUUCAUUUGUGAAUUUGCCAAGUAUACUCCGUCUUCGUGAGCUCAAAGCUGAGGCCAUAGGCCAACUGGUCGCCUUCAGUGGAACUGUGACGCGCACGUCGGAUGUUAGACCUGAGUUAUUUUUGGGCAGUUUUAGGUGCGUGGACUGUGGGAUUGAUUGUCCAAAUAUCCAGCAAGAUUGCCGGUUCACCACACCUUCAAACUGUGCGAAUACAUCUUGCACUAAUCGGGACAAGUGGACCCUUAAACGUGAGGAUUGUACAUUUGUAGACUGGCAGAGAGUCAGGGUGCAGGAAAGCGGCGAAGAAGUUCCUGCUGGGUCGUUGCCUCGCUCCAUGGAGGUAAUUCUUCGCCAUGAAGCUGUGGAGGAGGCGCGUGCUGGGGACAAGAUGAUUUUCACUGGAACUUUGCUCGCUGUCCUCCAAGGUGCCCCUGCAAAUAUGGCGGGCGAUCGCACAGAAAUGGGGAACGGGAAAGCCGCACAUGGAGAAGGUAAAAGCAGCUUACGAAACCUGGGUACCAGAGAACUCUUUUACAAAACAGUCUUCAUCGCAAACUCUGUGAUAAACACAACUGGUCCCUCCGCUACACGUGGUGGACAUGCCCAUGAAAGUGCGGAUCCUUUCACGCAUGGGAUCGGCAUGUGUGGAGAUGAAACUAGCAGCAAAGAUGUUUUGCAGAGCUUUUCGCGCGAAGAGCGUAGGAACCUCACUUUGAUGGCCGAUGAUCCCGCAAUCUAUGAUAAAUUUGUACGUUCGAUUGUUCCAACUGUGCAUGGGCAUAUGGAUAUCAAGCGCGCCAUAGCACUCAUGCUUUUUGGAGGUGUUCACAAAGAAACAAAUGAAGGAAUAAACCUUCGUGGUGAUAUCAAUGUCCUUAUCGUUGGCGAUCCCUCAUGUGCAAAGUCCCAGUUUCUUAAGUAUAUAUCUUCUUUCUUGCCCAGAGCUGUUUACACUUCAGGGAAAUCGUCAUCCGCAGCAGGCUUGACGGCAACUGUUGCGAAAGAUAUUGAAACUGGUGAAUACUGCAUAGAGGCCGGUGCGCUCAUGCUAGCAGACAACGGCGUGUGUUGCAUAGAUGAAUUUGACAAAAUGGACGCGAAGGACCAAGCUGCUAUCCAUGAAGCAAUGGAGCAGCAAACCAUUUCAUUAGCUAAAGCAGGUAUAAAUGCAACACUGAACGCGCGCACCUCGAUUCUUGCCGCCGCAAAUCCCAAUGGCGGGCGCUAUGAUCGCAGUAAGAAGCUGAAGCAUAAUUUGAGUCUCCCACCGGCGAUUCUAUCGCGAUUUGACCUUAUCCAUGUGAUGAUUGAUGAGCCUGACGAAUUUCGGGAUUACGAUCUCGCACGUCACAUUGUCAGUUUGCACCAGCGACAAGAUGAAGCCAUGGAUGUGGAUUACACGCUACAGCAGCUUCGCAGGUACAUUCGUUUUGCUCGAUCUGUGCGUCCCAAGCUUACUCCUGAAGCGCGGCAAGAAAUAGUUCACGCCUACAUGAAACUCAGACAAGGAGACGCGCAGCCUGGCUCACAGACUGCCUAUCGGAUUACGGUCCGGCAGCUCGAGGCUCUUAUUCGUUUAUCUGAAGCUCUCGCGCGUCUGCACUGUAGAUCAGAUGUGCAGCCUUCGCACGUGAAAGAGGCACGUCGUCUAUUGUCAGAAUCUAUCGUCGCUGUUGAGGCCGGAGAACUGACACUCGAAGACGUCGCCCCUUUGUCAAACAUAAAAAGAAGCAAUCCAAAAGUCCAGGAUGAAAAUUUGUCAGCUGUCUCCCUCGAAGCGGUUAAGAUUGUCCAUGAUCAUUUUAGUAGAGUUGAUGGAAAGCACGCCUGUUUAGAAGGGGGCAUAACCUUGCCCGAACCCACAGAACGCAAUGGUCAUCACACAUCCUCACCGAUGGAGACAAACUCUCCAAUUUCGGAAGUGCGAAGCCUCAUGAAAGUACCCAUGACGAUACCGUUCAACAGAUAUCAACAGGUCCGCAACAUGCUCGUGAAACAUAUUAGACAACAUGAAGUUCGGUCGAAAGACGUAGACCAUGCUGAACACACCACUCAGCAUGGCUGUUUUGCUCCUGGAAUGAAACAGGCUGACUUAAUUAGAUGGUACAUCGAUCAAGUUGCAGUAUUCGAGGGGAUCACGGAUUCUGGUAAGCUGCUUGAUGAGCUCAGGGUGGUACGUUGCAUAAUUUCCCGCCUCGUAACACAAGAGGGGACACUAGUGAUAGUCCAGGAUCAAAGUGGUGUCGAGGGAGGCGAUGAGGGAAACGGUAACCCGAGUCUCGGUUCAGUCGUCCCUCAAGACGAAAGGAUUGCCCAAGGAGUUGAUGGCCGAAUUCUUGCUGUGAAUCCUAAUUAUUCAUUCGAAGACUAGCUACGUGAUAAAAUGAUGCCCACGCAGCAUAAGGAAACUAAGCAACGUUCGAACCUUACUUUAAGAGAGGUGGACCACUUGAUUCAAACAAGCCGAAUUGAAUGAACACGAGCCAUGGUCUCAUACACCAAUCCACCUGGAUCAAGUUUUCAUUAAGUCGCUGACACAAUUUUGCGUUACACACCCUUGCAUGGGCAGAUUUGAAUAUGGUAGAACACCGAAGACUUCUCAACAUCAAGACUGAUGCUGCAGAACGUGUUGCUCAUGUCCCCCGAGCAGCCGCAUAAAAGCGUUAUACGAGUUCUCAGUAUCGUAUAGUAGUUGUCUAAUCUCAUCUUCCCCAAGCUCAUCACUUGCGCGCAUUUUAUCCAGCUGGACAGUCCAGCGUCUGACAAAUGUUGUCCCUGAGAAAUCUGUCGGGAGUUGCCGAACUUUGUAAAGACUGGUGAGAAGAUCUGAGAGAUAUGGGGCAACUUGAUCCUUAGCUGCCAGUUUCAAGAGCCGAACAAAAAUCACAACGCAAUUAAUCCGAGGCGACCAUAAAGAUUUAGGCAGUGUUCCAGGGGAGGCGGGAAAAAGUCAUUGUCGGGAGCUUUGCCCCAAAGGAAUGGUCCAAAAACACAAAAUGUUAAGCUGUUGAUCAAUACAUAGACUAGAAAAGCAUACAACUUGUCUCACAUGUUUAACUUUAGAGUGUCUAUGAGACCAAUGUAGUUGUGGACGCAUUCGGCAACACUCACUGCCGAAGGCGGUUCGCCUAAAUGGACAACCCUGUGCUCAACAGUAGCCGGCAUCCCUAUCUGCAAGCGGUGUCUUGCUGUCGCGAACUGGAUCGAGUAAGUCGUCGAAAAGAAAGGUCAACACAGAAACCCUCCGUUAUUUGUACAAAGCCGCAUGAAUUACCACAUCACGAGCGGACAUGGAGAUCCGCCACGAUAAAAUGCGUGAGCUGAUACAGAAAACGGAAGCGCACCCUAUAAAAAGGGUCACGCCACAAAGUAGAUCAUCGUGAGCGUUGCAGCAAAUGGCAGGAGGGGAAUCUUCAACUUGCAUAAAACGGUGCACAUCUGGCACAGUGUCCACGAGAGCAUUGCGCAAAGUUUUGUACUUAGUGAUCAGCUCAGAGCACGCGGCUUCAUAUGCGCCAGCAUGAGCGGCACUAUUUACAUAUGCCGUCUCAAGCCUCUCCACUGAUCUAAUUAGUGAAUACAAGUUCGCUAGUCGUUCUGUCCGGGAAACGAACGGAUCCUCAUCAACGAGAAGUAAAACGUCCAUGCG
Molecule: messenger RNA, 4002 nt
Organism: Micromonas commoda
Lineage: Eukaryota; Viridiplantae; Chlorophyta; Mamiellophyceae; Mamiellales; Mamiellaceae
Gene: MCM
Product: ATPase
Exons: 2
Coding region: 1-2724 (907 amino acids)
Biological process (GO): mitotic DNA replication; DNA replication initiation; double-strand break repair via break-induced replication
Cellular component (GO): MCM complex; nucleus
Molecular function (GO): single-stranded 3'-5' DNA helicase activity; ATP binding; single-stranded DNA binding
Source: RefSeq, a predicted model, not a curated record